Lymnaea stagnalis (great pond snail) is the source of this 3094-nucleotide messenger RNA. The record is from the annotation of a GenBank genome assembly. NCBI's taxonomy places the organism in Eukaryota, Metazoa, Mollusca, Gastropoda, Lymnaeidae.
GGUGGAUGAGACCAAUAUUUUGUCUUGUGUCUCUAACUUCCACACAUCUUCGUUGGCCCUUCUCUCCAACCUGGCUGGUAAGUAUGAAUGAAAUUUUUGAUUCAAGUAGGCAAUAUUUUAUGGCUGCUAAAGAGUGUUGACGGUGUAGGAGUGGGUACAAAUGUGAUAAUAAAUAAUGUAUUAACUUUGAUAUGUUUUACAACAAACUUUUAAUCAAGGGAGACAACUUACAUGUUAAUGACAUUUACUUACUAAAAAAAAAAACAAGAACAAAAACAUUAACUAAGAGGAGAGAGAAUUCUGACCUCAAACCUCUGCUGUCUGGCAGCUACAACCUUUAUGGGUAAGGCAAAGGGAGUAAACCCAAAUUGAAAAAUCCAUAGGUGAAAUGUUGAAGCCGGUCUUACAAAAAAAAAAAUUUGCUUUCACCUUAAUGUGAUUCCGCAAAUCCUGGAACACCAUUUCCCCCAAAACAAUCACAAGUAGGAUCGCCUGCUAGGGCAACAGUUUUUUAAACCUUUGGCCAGGUUCCUAAUGAGAAGACUCCAGUCAAAUGACACAAUAAUUUGUGAAAGACAGUUGAUGCCAACCAAUUAAAAAAUAAUCAAGAAUGAAAUUUCUUCUAAUUUCACAUAGACAUAAAUAUAUAAAGGUCACUCAUAUUGCUAAACGCUCUGGUUAAAAUGGUUAAAUUUAUUUAAAUAAUUUAUUUAAAUUUAUUUUGAUUUAUUUUUAAAUUUUACUUAAGACAAAGUAAUUGUGUUAAAAAUGACCAGGAUACUUCAGGUUGCCUAAAUAAUGCUUAGAGACAAACACAAGAGUCUGGCAUUGCUUAGAGACAAACACAAGUGUCUGGCAUUGCUUAGAGACAAACACAAGUGUCUGGCAUUGCUUAGAGACAAACACAAGUGUCUGGCAUUGCUUAGGGACAAACACAAGUGUCUGGCAUUGCUUAGAGACAAACACAAGUGUCUGGCAUUGCUUAGAGACAAACACAAGUGUCUGGCAUUGCUUAGGGACAAACACAAGUGUCUGGCAUUGCUUAGAGACAAACACAAGUGUCUGGCAUUGCUUAGAGACAAACACAAGUGUCUGGCAUUGCUUAGGGACAAACACAAGUGUCUGGCAUUGCUUAGAGACAAACACAAGUGUCUGGCAUUGCUUAGAGACAAACACAAGUGUCUGGCAUUGCUUAGGGACAAACACAAGUGUCUGGCAUUGCUUAGAGACAAACACAAGUGUCUGGCAUUGCUUAGAGACAAACACAAGUGUCUGGCAUUGCUUAGAGACAAACACAAGUGUCUGGCAUUGCUUAGAGACAAACACAAGUGUCUGGCAUUGCUUAGAGACAAACACAAGUGUCCGGCAUUGCUUAGAGAGAGAUAUUUUAUCCUAUUACCGGUACAAAUAAUCACUAGUUGUCAAUGUCUUGCAUGGAUGUAGAAGUGUGUUGCUUUCUCUGCCAGAGGAAACUCCCAUGGACUGCCCUAUCAUCACUCCUGCAGUCCGUUCAGUGGUCUCCCCUGCCCAUAGCAGUCAGUCCGGGGGCACUCCCAGUGUCAAAAGCAGAAUUUUACUGACAUGGGGCUUCAACUCGACAACAUUCACGGCCGAACCCAUAGAAGAAAAGGCCCAGUGGUCAAUCACCAUCUCAAGAAAUACAAGUCACAUCGGAGACAUCAAGUCAGGCUACCUGUUUGGUGUUGGGGUCUCUACAAAGCCACUGAGUUCUAAAGAGCAGGUAAGGUCAUUCUAUGUUCCCAUUGUCUUGUCGUGUUCUGUUAGUGUCCAUUGUCUUGUUCUAUGUGCCCAUAGUCUUGUUCUAUGUGCCCAUAGUCUUGGUCUAUGGGCCCAUAGUCUUGUUCUAUGUGCCCAUAGUCUUGUUCUAUGUGCCCAUAGUCUUGUUCUAUGUGCCCAUAGUCUUGGUCUAUGUGCCCAUAGUCUUGGUCUAUGUGCCCAUAGUCUUGUUCUAUGUGCUCAUUGUCUUUUCAUGUUCCCAUUGUCUUGUUCUAGGUUCCCAUUGUCUUGUUCUAUGUGCACAUUGUCUUGCCUUGUUCCCAUUAUCAUGUCAUAUUCUACUUUCCCUAUUGUCUUAUCAUUCCAAUUGUUAAUGUUUGUCAUAUUCUUUAUAUCUUCAUGUUCUUCUUCAUCAUCCUCUGUCCACUUUUCCUGGGGAGGCAUCACAAGGAGAUUUUGGCUGAUAGCUUGUCUGGAGGUGUGAAGCCUGCUGGAGGUUCAUGGUCUAGAUUUUUCUAUCAAAUAUGUCAAUUUCAAAAUGAAUAGUACUUACACUGUGUCACAUAUUUAUUUAGAAGACCAUGUUUAUCCCAAGGCCUGGCAUCCUAUUUAUUUAGAAGUCCAUGUUUAUCCCAAGGUCUGGCAUUCCUAAUGCACAUUGAAUUAGUUUUCUCCUCUAAUGCUUUCAGGGACUUAAAAUUUGAGAUAACUUCUCUUCAUAGCAGUAUUGUAGCAAAUAUUUUAAUCCUUUUGUCUUUUGCCUGUAUAUUUCUCCAGCUGUCAUAUCACAAGAAUGGUAAUGAACCUUGUGCCCUAUCUAUAAAUUAACACUGUUUAUCCGACAUGUAAAAAAUCUACACUGAAUAAACCUAGACAAUAUUUGAUCUUUUUCAGAUGGUUUCUUACAAAUCAAAACAAUUGAAAGCAGCUACAAAAAUGGUGCUAUACUGUUUCAUUUGUUAAAUUGUGAUCUAGAUCUCUUUUAAAUUGGGUCAGCUUAGUGGCAAGCUUACUAAAAAAAUUUUCAAUGUCAUCAUUAUUUUUAUUUCCAUGCCAGAUUGGAAUGAACUCAGAAUCUCAUGCCAUCGUCUGUGUCGGCGGCCACAUCGCCAUAUGCCAGGACAGCCAGGUUAGUAAUAUAACGCCACUGGCUGAUCUUCCCCUGACUGUGACAAUAUCAGUGGCCAGAAGUAAGGUUGGCCUUAUCAUGGCCUACAAGGUGGUGCCCAGUGGCUCAUCCACUAAUGUUAAUGGCAGGAGGAUCAUCAGGCUGGCAACGGAUGAAUUCGAUGCAGAGACCAACGAGAAGUCAUUAUCUGAGGUGAAAGUCUAUCCUGUCUUCACAGUAAGUCAGCGU